AUGACCUCGCCAGUACUCAACGUGGUCCGCUACUCGGCCCUCGUCGGCGGCAUCGGAUACGGCGUCGUCCACCGCCGAACGCUCCAGGCACGGGAGGACGACAAGGCCGCGCAGAGGGCCUACAAGCACAAGGAGGACCUCAUCAAGCAGGCCAAGAAGGCAUACGCGCAGAAGCUCGUCGCCAAGCAGUCCGAUACCGGCAUCGUCACGGACCCGGAGAACCCUGCCUUUGACCUCGAGAAGUUCCUGCAGAAGUUUGAGCAAGAAAACUAG
Pseudozyma flocculosa PF-1 is the source of this 273-nucleotide messenger RNA. RefSeq lists its product as uncharacterized. Gene Ontology annotation, biological process: proton motive force-driven ATP synthesis. Gene Ontology annotation, molecular function: proton transmembrane transporter activity. The record is from RefSeq and is a predicted model, not a curated record. The coding region runs from base 1 to 273 and encodes 90 amino acids. NCBI's taxonomy places the organism in Eukaryota, Fungi, Basidiomycota, Ustilaginomycetes, Ustilaginales, Ustilaginaceae. The transcript has 3 exons.